Messenger RNA from Penaeus chinensis, 1362 nucleotides. RefSeq lists its product as uncharacterized. The transcript is spliced from 2 exons. The record is from RefSeq and is a predicted model, not a curated record. Gene Ontology annotation, molecular function: nucleic acid binding. NCBI's taxonomy places the organism in Eukaryota, Metazoa, Arthropoda, Malacostraca, Decapoda, Penaeidae. Bases 1 to 1362 code for a protein of 453 amino acids.
AUGGUUAUGAGGAGCUCGGCCGAGGGGCCCGGGUUGAUUUCCCCAGGGAAAGAAGAAGCAGCUGACAAGAAAUUAUCUGGUAAACACUUAAAAAGUCAAACAAAGCAUGUGAUACUGAACAUUUACAAUUAUUUCCGGAGCCAAGACAAAGAGGCAAGUGAAACAGAUAUAAGCAAGAAAACUGCCAUUGCUUCUGGAAUAUCUCUCCAGACCCUUAACAGAAUAAAACAAGAAGACAAAGAAGGAGUUGUAAAAUCUCCACCUUUAAAGACAGGGGUUUCAUCAUGGCUGCCUGUUGUUGAUGACUAUGCCAGAGCUCAUAUUCGUCAAGAGAUACUUUCAUUCUAUGAGAGGAGUAAAUUCCCAUCAUUGAAAGCACUGUCUAUAAGAGUGAAAGAGCCACCUCUGAAUCUGACUUGUUCUUGGACAACACUUAAUAAGCUUGUGAAGCAAAUUAGGUUCCGUAAUAGGAAGUUAGAAAAUGGCAGAGUUGUUUUGAUGGAGAAAGAUGAAGUUAUUGCUGCAAGAAACAGGUACUUAAGACUUAUUGCUGAAAUCAGGAAAUCUAGCAACCCAAAGCCAGAAAUAUAUAUUGGUGAAGUUUGUGUUUAUCCAAAUAGGUAUAUGGCAAAGUGUUGUACAGUAGAUGAUACAACUUUAGACCCUACACAGAAGUUGAAGAGACGUGUUAGAUUCACCAUUGUGUAUGCUGGUGGAAAAGAUGGAUUUGUUCCUGGGUCUUUUUUUAUUUUUAAAUCUGGGACUGCCCUUAAGGAGACCCAUGAAAGCAUGACACAGGAAUGUUUCCAGUCAUGGUUUCAGACACAGUUACUUCCCAAUAUUCCAGCCAAUUCAGUCAUAGUCAUGGAUAAUUCACCAUAUCACUCACAAUUUUCUAUUAAAAUGCCAGCACUUAAUUCCAACAAAAGUGAAAUACUGCAGUGGCUAAGAGAACACAACAUUGCUCACGAAACAUCCCAUACAAAAUAUGAACUAAUAGAUCUUGUUAGAAAGCAUAAAAGCAAGCUGGUACAUGUGAUUGACCAAAUGGCUCGUGAUGCUGGCCAUGAAGUGCUCAGAAUCCCUAUGUUUCAUUGCCACUUGAACCCUAUUGAACUGAUUUGGGCGCUGUUAAGAAGUAAAUUGGAAGAGAAUUCAAACACCAAGAGAAAUUGCAGGGCAGAGGAAAUAAAAUAUGCACUGGAAAGAAUAACUAAAGAAGAUUGGAAGAGAUGUCUGUAUCAUGCAAAACAAGUGGAAGAUGAAUACAGAAGGAAAGAUAGAGUAUUUGAUUAUGUAAUGGAAAGAGUUAAUACAAGUAUGGGUGGAGAAAGUAGUGAUUCAGAUAGUUCUGGAGAAUAA